GGGGAAGCCCCCGGAGGAGAGGGACGGUGAAGCUGGGCCUGGAAGGUGAAGAAACCAAAUCUCGGGCCAAGCCACUUGCCUUGGGUCACCUAGCCAAAGGAGGCAGAGCCAGAACUUACACCCAGAUCCAGAGAGGACAGGAAAAUGGCCACCUGGGAUGAAAAGGUAAAUUAAUUCUGGUGGACCAGCAGCGUUAAAGGACCUCCCCAGGCUUGAAGACAAUUCUGUUUGGUGUUUCAAACAGGAUAAAGGGAAAACACCUGUUUGGGCUGUUUCUGCCACACCGAAGCGUUUAGUCACAAAGGUGAAAACUAUAGCAGGAAUUCACAGACCUCAAGAUAGCCUAAUAAUCUGAAUCAGAUCCUUCAAAUCCCACCUCUGCAUUUUAAUAACCAUGUGUCACGAGGCCCUGACCUUCACCUCGCUGAGACCUCCGUCUCCUUAUCUGGAAAAGGGAGAGAAAAUUAUCCUUGUUCCUGAAGCCUUGUCAGGAAGAGUUGAGGAGACCGUGAUCUCAAACUGCUAGGCUGAUAGUCCCUAAGUGGCUUUUCCCUGCUGCCCAUUUUACAGAUAAAGACACUUGCUCAAGAUCACACAGGUAGAAAGUGGCAGAAAUAGGAUCUCACCCCGGCCUGACUCCAGAGCAAAUGCUUUGCCUUUUGUAUCAUGUGAUCAUCCCAAGCAACUAUUAAACUCCGUCCUUGAUAUCUGCGGUGCAGGCCAGCUCCCGCAGGGCCAAAGUGGCUCCAGCCAAGAGGAUGAGCAAGUUCUUGAAGCACUUCACUGUCGUUGGGGACGAUUACCAUGCCUGGAACAUCAACUACAAGAAAUGGGAGAACGAGGAAGACGACGAGGAGGAGGAGCAGACGUCACCAGCACCUGCGUCCAGCGAGGAGGGCAGAGCCCCCGACCCAACGGCGGCCCCCGGCCCCGUGCCCCGGCCCCCCCUCGACUUCAGGGCCACACUGAGGAAGCUCUUCAGCUCCCACAGGUUUCAGGUUAUCAUCAUUUGCCUGGUCAUUCUGGAUGCCCUCCUGGUGCUCGCCGAGCUCAUCCUGGACCUGAAGAUCAUCGAGCUUGACAAGAAUGACUAUGCCGCCAAGGUGUUCCACUACAUGAGCUUUGCCAUCCUGACCUUUUUUAUGAUGGAGAUCUUUUUUAAAUUAUUUGUCUUCCGCAUGGAGUUCUUUCACCACAAGUUUGAAAUCCUGGAUGCCAUUGUGGUGGUGGUUUCCUUCAUCCUCGACUUCGUCCUCCUGUUCCAGAAGCACCAGUUUGAGGCUCUCGGCCUGCUGAUUCUGCUCCGGCUGUGGCGGGUGGCCCGGAUCAUCAAUGGAAUAAUUAUCUCAGUUAAGACACGUUCAGAACGGCAAUUGCUGAGGCUAAAACAGAUGAAUAUACAGUUGGCCGCCAAGAUCCAACACCUUGAAUUCAGCUGCUCUGAGAAGGAACGAGAAAUUGAAAGGCUGAACAAGCUAUUGAGACAGCAUGGACUUCUUGCUGAGGUCAACUAGACACGUGCCUGCUCCAUCCCGAAGAGAAGACCCUUGCCUCUCGGGCUUGUGCCGCUGACGAGAAAGGCAGCUGCCCCUCUUGGGGCCGUUUCGGGGAGAGGUUUGGUUUGAUGCCUUUGCCUCGCCCCCACCCAGCUCAGAUUCUGGGGGGCUGAGGAGGAAAGUCUGUGGGAAGGCUCGCUCUUUCUUGGCGUGACCAAGAGCUUCCCAUCCCAUUCUCACCCCCUUUCACAAUGUAUCACAAACUAUAUUUUCUCAUGUUAAACAAACAAUUGACUCUUGUUUAAAAUGAAGGACAAAGCUGGACAACUUGUAUAUAAAAUUUAAUCUCAUCAAA
Leptonychotes weddellii (Weddell seal) is the source of this 1851-nucleotide messenger RNA. NCBI's taxonomy places the organism in Eukaryota, Metazoa, Chordata, Mammalia, Carnivora, Phocidae. The record is from RefSeq and is a predicted model, not a curated record.